Molecule: messenger RNA, 4159 nt
Organism: Copidosoma floridanum
Lineage: Eukaryota; Metazoa; Arthropoda; Insecta; Hymenoptera; Encyrtidae
Product: serine/threonine-protein phosphatase 2A 56 kDa regulatory subunit gamma isoform
Biological process (GO): protein dephosphorylation; signal transduction
Cellular component (GO): cytosol; protein phosphatase type 2A complex; nucleus
Molecular function (GO): protein phosphatase activator activity
Source: RefSeq, a predicted model, not a curated record
UCACCGGGGGCAGGUACGAGGGAAAGAAGAUGGUGCACGUGACGAACGUGGGACCGUCCCUGGGCACGGGUAUACCCAAGAGCCCGAGUUUUCACCAGGGCCUGGCGUACGCGGCCAACGAAGCCAACAACGCCGGUGCCGGCAGCAACGACAGCGGCAACAACAACAACAGCAACAACAACAACAACAACAACAACAACAAUAACAACAAUAACAAUGAAGACGAUGACGAUGACGACGGAUACCACCAGCUCGGCAAGUUCUACUCGAGCUCUGCCUCGGCGACACAGUAUCAGCCCCUACAGCCCCUUCUCGUCGAAGUCCCGGAGGGGGAGCAAGAAGAGCUGUUCAUCCAAAAGCUGCGCCAGUGCUGCGUCCUCUUUGACUUUGAGUUCGACCCGCUCUCGGACCUACCAUGGAAGGAAGUGAAGCGUACCACCCUGUACGAGAUGGUCGAGUACGUGUCCAAGAACAAGAACGUCAUCACCGAGGCCAUAUAUCCCGAGGCCGUCAGUAUGUUUGCCGUAAACCUGUUCCGGACUCUGCCGCCGUCGUCAAACCCGAACGGCGCCGAGUUCGACCCGGAAGAAGACGAGCCCGCGCUUGAGGUCGCCUGGCCCCAUCUGCAGAUCGUCUACGAGUUCUUCCUCCAGUUGCUGGAGUCGCCGGACUUCCAGCCGUCGAUAGCCAAGCGCUACAUCGACCACAAGUUCGUGCUCAACCUGCUCGAGCUCUUCGACUCGGAAGAUCCGCGCGAGCGCGAUUUCCUCAAGACAACGCUGCACAGGAUUUACGGCAAGUUCCUCGGGCUCCGAGCUUACAUACGCAAGUCGAUCAACAACGUGUUUUAUCGGUUCAUCUACGAGACCGAGCACCACAACGGCAUUGCUGAGUUGCUUGAGAUUCUCGGCAGUAUCAUCAAUGGUUUCGCCUUGCCCCUGAAGGACGAGCACAAGAUUUUCCUGCUAAAAGUACUGAUGCCCCUGCACAAGGCGAAAUCACUGGCGGUCUAUCACCCGCAGUUGGCCUACUGCGUCGUACAGUUCCUCGAGAAGGACGCCUCGCUCACGGAGUCGGUGAUCAAGAAUCUCCUCAAGUUCUGGCCGAAGACGCACUCGCCGAAGGAAGUGAUGUUUUUGAACGAGCUCGAAGAGAUUCUCGAUGUCAUCGAGCCCGCCGAGUUCCAAAAGGUCAUGGAUCCGCUCUUCAGGCAGCUCGCCAAGUGCGUUUCCUCGCCGCACUUUCAAGUGGCAGAGAGGGCUCUCUAUUACUGGAACAACGAGUACAUAAUGUCGCUGAUAUCGGACAACUACGCUGCUAUUUUGCCCAUCAUGUAUCCAGCGUUGUACAGAAACUCGCGGAAUCACUGGAACAAGACGAUACAUGGUUUAAUUUACAACGCGCUCAAACUCUUUAUGGAAAUGAAUCAAAAGCUGUUUGACGAAUGUACACAGCAGUAUCAGCAGGAUCGAGCAAAGGAGAGAAAAAUGUUGAAAGACAGGGAUGAGGCUUGGACUAAGGUCGAGUCGCUGGCUUCGAGGCACCCUACGUUAGCGAACAAGGGCAGCUCGGUGCAAAAUAAUUAUAAUCCGUUCAUAACGCCACUGAGCGAGAACAGUAAUAGUAUUGCUACGAACGAAGAGGACGGGGAAAGUAACGAAAAGCUUUCGUUGUCGGGGGACAAAAUCGAAGUAAAGCCCAACGACUUGAAAAAAGCACCGCCAAACGCCUCGAAUAAGGUGAAACAGUUAUUGCGGAGGAAAAGCGAGCUGCCUCAGGACUCGUACACGAUUCGAGCGCUCUCCGAUCACAAGCGAGCGGACGAGUACCUUGUCACACCGCCCGACCCCAACAACUGCUAGUCCCUGCCUCACCUCUCUGUACGCAGCAACGAGGUUCGGAGUUAGUUUUUUCUUUUCUAACGCGAAAAUAGUGUGAAAAAAAAAAAAAAAAAAAAAUUACAAACACCGAUCGAGCGAACCACUAUACGCGAGCAAGAUAAGUUUAAGCCCCAUUCCCUCCCCCCGCCCCCUUUCUCUCUCUCUCUCUCAUUUUCCGUCAACACGGAAAAUGUCGCGCGUAAACGGUUGUUAGUUUAAUGAUAAAUAAGAUAACGAGUAAGAAUGGAGAGGUAUGAUGGUUAAAUUGUAUAAAUAUACACGAUUUUUCAAUUUUUUAAACUGGCUCAGUUCUCUGCUCUCCUUUGAAAAAUGGAACAAGCACGUUGCAAUACUAUGAUUUUUACUCAAGUGUGUGCAUGCACGUAUCUUUGGAAUACGGAAAAUGAAUGUCUUUGUUGAGUGAGUUUUUUUGUACAAAAAUAAAUACAUGAUGUAACAAAUAAAAUACGCUUCGCUUUGAUUAGGAAGAAAAAGAGGAUAAACGAGAAGCUGUCACACGUUAUUUUGUUUUUGAAUUUUAAAUAAAACAUGACAACUGUGUACGAUAAAAAAAAACUUAUGUGAAGAACGCCAGUCGUUUACGUAUAUUAUAUAUUCAUUAGCUUGUGUUACUGUUCCAAUCUAAUAAGAAAAUUGUAACCAAGCGGUAAACUUUGUAAUAAACGUUAUAUCCGUUGUGCCUCCGUGUGUAUAAAAUAAAAGUGCUUGUUGUCAUCUGCGAGAGUUUUGUUUCUCUUGUAAGGAUCACUUCUCCGUCGACAGCUUAAAUAAUAAUUAAAAAUUUUUAUCAGAAAUUUCUGAUUAGAUUUUCGGAGGAUUAAAAAGGCUCGCUUUAGCGUACUGUAUUGAAAAAUGUCUUGCGAGAAAUUGUUAUGGCCAAAAAGAUUUGCGCUGCUGGCAGGCUGUUUUGUUAAUAUUACAAAUAGGUACAUAUUGUUAAAACUGAAGUAAGAAUAAUAGACUUUAAAAAAAAAACGAUAAUAUUUUGAAUUGAAUCUGGGUAUGAAAAAUUUUGAAUAUUAAUUUUUUCGUGAUUGUUUGCUGAACAUUUAUUAUUUGUAGUUACGUUAAGUUGAAAUUACAGCGUAUAAACGGAAAGAAAUGGUAAAACAAAAUCGAAAUUUCACGAUCUUAUUUUAACUGGUUUUACGACUUGGGCAAAGUCUUGCGACGACAAAAUUGCGUAUACUCGCCUUUUUUCAAAUCUACCGAGAAACAUAAUCAAAGACUUGCAAAUACAAAUAAGCUGGAGGAAUCAUCAUCUUCAUAAAAGCAUAUAUCUGUGUUCGAUCACUCCUUAUAAAUGAUUGACUGUUCCUUAAUUUGUUCAUAGAGACAGUGAAUCAGAGUAUAAUGACUAUAAUAAUGACUAAAUUGUGUAUUUGUGGCUAUUAAAAAAUAAUCGUCUUAAAAAAAUUAGUUUUAAUUGAGGAAUAAUAAAACCAAACUACCUGCUCUAUUCUUUAGUUCUUCUUUAAAAAAAAAAAACAACUUUAAAUUAAUACAUUCGAACACAAUUAAGAGGACCCUUACACAUUGUCGCCUGUGAUUUUGUAACAGUUGUAUUUGCGUUUUUAACCGGGAAGACGAGAUUGCUCGUAUUUUUGCCAAAAAAAAGAAUAAAAUAAUUGAAGAUGAAAUAUUAAUCGAAUACAAGUGUUAAUUUCUGCUGUUGUAAAUACUGUAAAGUAAAGACUUCUCGAGAAAAUAACUUUUUUUAAUUAUUUGGCAAUAAGCAAUAUGUAUACAGUCUUAACCUAAACAUUUUGUUAUAAAAUACGUAGACUUAUGAUAGAGUAAUCUCCUACACACAUAUGUAUUGUGAAAAUAAAAAAAAACUAGACACAACCUUUCAUCCUAAAAUGCCCCUGUAAAUGUAGUGAUAUAGAGACCUUUUGCAUGGAAUUUGUACGAAAUGUAACGAUGAAGACGUUGAUUUAUAAAUAACUAUGAUUAUAUUACAUUAUUAUUAUUGACUACUAUUCAUAUUAUUUUAUUAUUAAGGCCAACUUUUAGUUCUUUUUUUGUAACAUAAAAUUUUGAUCGAUGCUGGGCGUGCAAAUACUCUUGUGAAACGUUUACAUGAUGCACAUAGCGUUUGAAGAAAACAAUAAAAGAGAAAGCAACGUUUUAAACACUGUAAUUUUUCUUUUGUACAUGCAUAAGACUGCAGUAUUAGGACAUUACAGAACCGAAAAAAAAAUACAGUUUCUGUUUGUAAUUUGUUGAAUAAACAUUACGAAGAAUUAAAAUAAAAA